Molecule: messenger RNA, 696 nt
Organism: Acanthosepion pharaonis
Lineage: Eukaryota; Metazoa; Mollusca; Cephalopoda; Sepiida; Sepiidae
Source: the annotation of a GenBank genome assembly
AUGAAUAGAUACAAAUACCUGUCUCUCUGUCUGUCUCUCUCUUUCUCUUUGUCACUUUCUCUUUGUCUCUCUGUGUAUCUUUCUCACUCUCUCUUUCUCUGUAUCUUUCUCACUCUCUCUUUCUCUGUAUCUUUCUCUGUAUCUUUCUCUGUAUCUCUCUUUCUCUCUAUCUUUCUCUAUCUUUCUCGCUCUCUCUAUCUUUCUCUCUCUCUCUAUCUUUCUCUCUCUCUCUAUCUUUCUCUCUGUUGGUUUCUCUCUAUAUAUCUCUCUCUUUGUAUCUUUCUCUCUGUUGCUUUCUCUCGCUUUCUCUUCCUCUCCCUUUAUCUCUUUCUCUGUCUCUCUUUUUUCACUCACUAUCUCUCUUUUUUCACUUACUCUAUCUCUCUUUUUUCACUUACUCUAUCUCUCUUUUUCCACUUACUCUAUCUCUCUUUUUUCACUUACUCUAUCUCUCUCUUUUCUCACUUACUCUAUCUCUCUCUUUUCUCACUUACUCUAUCUCUCUCUUUUCUCACUCAUCUUCUGUCUCUUUUUUUCUCACUCUCUGUCUCUUUUUCUCACUGUUUCUUUCUCUCUCUGUCUCUUUCUGUCCGUUGGUCUCUCUGCGUUUUUAAAAGGUUUUCGGUGGAACUAACUUCUCAACAUUCCACUGAGUUCAAAACGAAAACUGUCCACCUGCUUCAUAUCCAUACUUAA